Messenger RNA from Pongo pygmaeus (Bornean orangutan), 10757 nucleotides. It is a transcript of the gene CFAP91, whose product is annotated as cilia and flagella associated protein 91. The transcript has 18 exons. Bases 364 to 2667 code for a protein of 767 amino acids. NCBI's taxonomy places the organism in Eukaryota, Metazoa, Chordata, Mammalia, Primates, Hominidae. The record is from RefSeq and is a predicted model, not a curated record.
AUCUCCCAGGGAUUUCCGAGAGGCUACGAGGUGUAACUGGCAAAUCAAUGACUUAAGAGUAGCUUUCUCCCAGCCUCCCCACUGGCUCUAGAGUAUAGAGGGAAGCGAGCCUUUUCCUCCCCCACCCUGCCCCUCCCCUCUCUUCUCAUCUUCCCCUCCACUCUCCUCCCGACCCUCGCCUGGCCACUCCUGCUUUCACUUCUCUCCACUCCUCUUCGGCCCGGCCCCGCCUAGCGGCCUCCUCACUCCUCCUUGCCCCGCCCCCUAUCCCUGCGCGCCGGCGGCCGUUACCAUAGCGACGUGCACGCAGCAGUCAGGCCUGACCCGCUGGUCCCCUGCUGGCCCGAGGAAAGAGGCGGCACCAUGAGCCACGCAGUAACCAUCGAGGAACCCCAGGCCCAGCCGCAGGUGUUUCAAACUCGGUACCGGGAGAGGUCGCGGGCUGGGAGCCACAUCUCCUCCAAUCGAGCGUAUGAUUUUCUGUACGAUCCAUUGUUUAUUGUGUCAAGUGAGAAAGACCACACACAGGCAAAUAUCCAAGCCACCCUGAUUCGCAGCAGACUGAGAAAAGUUCCCAGGUUUAAAACCAUGUUCAGUAACCUGAUCCAUUAUCCAAGAUAUUCUCUAUAUUGGAGCAAGUCAGAUCCUGUCCCACCAUUUAUCAGUCGGGAAUGGAAGGGCCAUGAGGAGAAACACAGAGAAGCCCUCCGGCAGCUCGCCACAACUGACACUUCUUUUCAGAUGCCUAGAGAAGUUUAUGAAGAUCCUGAAGUUACUGGAAAGAAUCGCUAUAAAUACUUUGAAAGGCCUUUUCUUCCAUUUUUUCAGCAGAUGCCAUUCAAUGUUGUUUAUGCCGUAUCCAAGGCAGAACCAUACACUUUUCCUCCUACUUCUACUAAGCACCUAUCCAUCCCUUCAAAGUCUACUGUGGGCACUCAGACUGAUUAUCGGGAUGCUGACGUUCAAACAGAUCCAUACUCUCCAGAAUAUGUAGUAUGUCAGGACUCAAUCCCUGAGCUCUUGACCCUGGCUACGCUUACUUGGGGUCGGGGUCUGCCAGCAGGACAAGCUGAGGUGGAGAUGAUAGAAAGAGCCCGCGAGAAGCGUGCUUGGGAAGCCACUCUCCCUGCUCUGAGUGACACUUCCCAGUUUGAGAAGAGGAGGAAGAUGAUGAAUGAAAUGGAGAGGAAGGAGUGGGCCUUCAGAGAGCAGGAGAUUGAAAAACUGCAGGAGAUUCGCCUGGAAGUUCUAAAAGAGCUGUUGAGGAAGCGUGAAGAGAAUCAGAAUGAAGUGAAUAUGAAGCACUUGAAUGCCCGGUGGUCUAAACUGCAGGAGGCAAAAGAGGCAAAAAUGGCAAAAAUUCAGCGCACACAUGUAUCAACAAUCAGAAAACUUGUAGGAAAGAGAAAGAAUAUAGAAGGGAAGUUGGAGAGAAGAAAUAUCAUCAAGGAUUAUUCUGAUUAUGCAUCACAGGUCUAUGGACCUCUGUCUCGUCUUGGGUGUUUCCCAGACAACAACUCAGAGGACUUUGUAGUAAAAAACUACUAUCUCAACACCUAUGAAGGAUUAGUGGAACUUGAGUCAUGUCUCCCAGAUUUUGUGACACAACCCCGAAUCAGAGCUCCAAAACCUAAAGUCGUUACCACCAAAGCUGGUUUUCUGAAGAGGGCAGCAAGGUUGGAUUAUGAGUUGGCAGAGAUUCAUAAGGCACUAUUGGAUAAGAAGAAUAAAGUUCUUGAAGCAAAGAAACCCCCUCGCUUCCUUCAAAGAAACCCAAUACCUCAACCUCGGCUUCCAACUCCAACCUUGGAAAUGACGUCCAAUGAAGAAGAAGAAAUAGAAAUGGCUGUGAUCUACCUUCAAAAGUUACUCCGGGGCAGAGUCGUUCAGAACAUGAUGUUUGAAGGGAAAGAAAAGCGACUGGAGUUGAUCCAGGAGUUGCGCACCUGCCACGCGCUACAAGAAGAUGAAAAGCUGGUGAAAAAAGCCGAGAAGCAAGUGACCCUGGCCUUACAGCGGCAGAGGAACUUGCAUGAGCACAAGGUGUCACUGGUUGAAAACCAUUUGGCUGGACUAGAAGGAAGGGCACUAGCAGACAUGUUUGACUUCCUGUCCAAAGAGCUGGUGAGACUGCAGGAGGAGAGGAGGAUCCAUGCCUUUGUCAUGCUGGCUGAGCGCCAGCGGCGGGUACGAGAGGCUGAAGAGAGUGGUCGGCGCCAGGUGGAAAAACAGCGCCUGCGGGAGGAGGACGAGAUAUUUAAGGAGGUAGUUAAAGUUCACCAUAGUACUAUAAGCUCCUACCUAGAAGACAUAAUACUGAAUACCGAAGCGAAUACUGCAGAAGAACAAGCCAGGGCAGAAAUAGAGAAGAUGGCUGAGAAAAUCAAUGACAUUGCUUAUGAAAUGGAAAGCCGCCGAACCUAUCUUCAGUCAGAGGAGAUUGUUGCUGAGUUGGUUUAUAGUUUUCUGAUCCCAGAGGUGCAAAAAUACUUUGUCAAAGAAAAAGUGAGGAACGCACAGCGGAAACAUAUUCUUGCAGCCCAUCAGAUCAUCCACAGUUACACGGAAAGCAUGGUUCAAAAGAGAUUAACUGAGAGAGAGCAAGAUGAGGCCUCAAAUGCUGCCAUGUUACUUGAGAAAGAAACUCAAAAUGAGAACAACAGCUAAGAUUGUGAUUUUUUUUUAAAAAAGAAGCUGUAUGAAUCAUCAUAAAGAAUUCCAAUAGUCUGCACUUCUCCCAAGGUGUGCACUGCUCAUAAACUUGCCAGUGUGUGAUUCAUGAGAAAGGAGAUUUAUUUUCCUUAAACAUCCAAUAAUUUAAAAUGAUUUUCAAUAAUAAUAAUCAAAUGAAAAAGCUUCAUUCUCUUCAAUGUCUUCUAGAUGCCCUGCUUAAAGAGAACAUUUUCUUAUAUCUCAUUUCAAUAUUUUGUUAACUAUGAGGAUGUGCUGGUUUGUUGAAUCAAACAAAAGGAAUGUUGUGGAAUAUUUUUCCAAGUAGUUUUAGUUCACUAUUCACAGGACAUUGGCAUUAUCUAUUAAGGCUGAAAAUGUGCAUAUUCCAUGACUCAGGAUUUUAUCUCCUAGAUAUAUAUUCAACAGAAAUGCAUGAGUAUGUGCACCAACAGGCAUGACAAAAAUAUUUAUAGUAGUGGUGUUCACAAUAGUCCCAAACUGGAAACGCAAGUGUCCAUCUCCAUUGGAACAGAAAACUAUACUUUGGUCUACUUCUACAGUGGCACAUCAACCCACCUUUGAGCUUUAGAUCUAAGAAGUGUGUUCAUGCAACAGCCAUAGAGAUGGUGCUAUUGAAAGGCAAUCUGCCCAUCCUGUGUAUUGACAAGCAUCAGGAUUCCAUGAGGAUUCUUCCUGAUUCAAAGACUGUCAAAUAGGAAAAAAACAGUAAAUGAACAAAAACAUCAACAUGGAGUUCAAGUAAUGAAUUUAUAAAGGAAAAUGUAUGCUACUCUGAAAACAAUAAAAGCUUAUGUUAGAAAAUAUCUUACUGUAAGAAACAAGGAAAAUUUCAGAAACAUUUGCUGGGUGUUUUUAAUAGGAGUCAAAAAGAAAGGGUCUUUUCAGAAACUGAAGUAGGAAAUAAUAACAGACAAGGUCAAAAAAUAGAUGCAUGCUGAAAAGAAAAGAAAGUGGGAUAAGAUGGGAAAAAUAUAAAAAGAUUUAAAAUCCAGCAACAAAAUUUACACAUUCAUUUGGAUGCAGUGAAAAAGGCAGAAAUAUCACAGCAGAGAGUAAAAUUGGUAAUGUUGGUGACACAUUUAUUAAGUGAUCCAACAUGGGAUGGGAAGGAAUGGGCAAAGAGAUUAAAAUGACAGAAGUUAGCUGUAGAUGACCUAUCCCACAGCAAUUGGAGUUCUUGAAGAAGAAACCAGAACAAAUAAAAUAGAAACAAUAAUCAGAGUUUAAUAAUUAAUUUUCUGAGUUUUUUAAAAAAGACUAAUUAUACAAACUUGAAAGGGCUCACCUUGCCCUAGCAAAACUAGGACUGGGACACCUUUUUUUCCCCCUGAGGAUCACUGACAAAAAAACACUGCACCAGUAAGGAAGCAACUAAAUUUUGUUUUGUUCUUUUAAAAAUGCUAACCUGAACUAGGUAAAGGUUAUAUCAUUCACUUUUGACAUAAAACAUCGAGAACACAAAAUGAGAAGUGAGUUAGGUUGGGCUGAUGGGAUAGAAGGUGGUAGGGGAAUGCUAUACAGCUGGGAACAGCAGACUUUCUGUGAAGGGCCAGAUGGGUUUGCGGGUCUGAUGGUCUCCAUCAUAACUGCGUAGUCAACUCUGCUGUUGUAGGGCAAGAGCAGCACUAGAUGACACAGAAAUGAAUGAACAUGACUGUGUUCCAGUAAAAUUUUAUUUUAAUUAAAAUCAAUUCAUGUUUGAAAAAGGAUUUAAAGUAGCUUCUAAUAAAGGACAUAUGUAAUGAAACUUAAAAUAUGAUAUUUUAUUUAAAAAUCUUUAUCCUUAUGUAGACUUCUAAAACUAUGUUUUGCAUUUAGACAGUCAAGGAAAAUACAAGUUGUUAUACAAUUCUCGUUGACUAAUUGAAGUUUACUAGGAGAGGAAAACUUUUUCUUGGUACCGGCAAUCUUUUACUUAUAAUGGCUUGAGUUAAAAUGCUCCAACUUUUCUAAUUAUUGCUUUUGAAAAUAAAACACCUAUAGUGACAAUAAAAACACACAUUUAAAGCCAUGUGGUCAUAGUGACUGGAGCCAUGUAGUGAAUUGGGGCUAGACUAGUACUGUCAAUAGCAAUACAAAAUCACAAUGAACUGUCUGAGGCAGAAAACUUUUUGCAUGGAUGCAUAAUCAGAUAUAGUGAAUCAUUGUAAAGAGAGGCAGUGCUUUAGCUUGAGGCAAGGUGAAAUCCAAAAGGAAAGUGCGCAGUGUGGGUAAAGGAUCUCUUCAGGAUGCGAAACUGUUAGCACAAAAUUGUUGGGAAUUCUAAGUUCCUGAAGUGCAGAACUCCCAGACAAAUUAUGUUAGAGCCUGAUUGUUAGUUCAAGAGGAGCUUCCACUGCUAACUCCCAUCCCCCUACUCAGUUCUAGGCCACUGGUACCCACUUGAGGGUAGAGUUGUAUUUAGCAACACUUGGAGUGAUUUUAUGCAACAAACUGCACAGAGGAUUAUAGACUCAGUUACUAGGGGAGUGGAGAAGGCCAGCAAGCCCCUGAGUUACACUGAAUGGCCUUGAAGUGUGCUUACCAAUUGUGGAACAAAAGCCAGCUAGAACCCUAGCAAUAUAGUAGGGUUAUGGGAUCUUUGGAGUGUUGCUUUUCUGGCUGGAAACCUCUGUGGACAGUGCGGCCUUUGCCUGAGUUCUUGUCCUGUGUCCAGGAAGAAUGAGGUAUGCAGCCAAGUGGAGGGUGAGCAAGAUGAACAGCAGCUUCAUUGAGUGUUACAACAGCUCAGAGGAGACCCACAGUGGGUAGCUUCUCUUUGUAGGCAGGUCAUCCGGUCGAGUGUUCAGCUCUCAGCAAAAAGGAGGCAAUGGAGUGGGUGGCUCCUCUCUGCAGGCAGGUCAUCACGAUGAGUAUUCAGCUCUCAACAGAGAAGGUAGCACCUCUCUGCAACUGGUCAUUCAGACAUCUCCUCUGCUCUGGCUGAGUCCACGGUUUUUUGAUCUUCAGAGAGGGGAAGUGCAUGCUGAUUGGUCCAUGGGUAGCCAUGGGCAGGCCCAGGAAAAAGCGAUAUAAGCUCCCCCUCCAGGCAGCAGGACUGGCAGCCCGGCGCCCAAGCUUCAGGCCUUCUCAGCAUGAAGGUGGGACUUCACUGGGGCCCUGCCCCCUUCUGCCCAGGAGCUGUCAGCCUCCCCUGUCAUUCAUGGCACCCAGGCUCUUCCUGCCAAGGGGUGCCUGCAGGCCAGCGCUGAGCUGCCCUCAGCACCCCCUCAGCUUCCCUCCUGUGCUCUUCAGUGCCCAAAGACAGGAGGGGGCCAAGGCAGCAGGGGGCUGGCAUGUCAGCACUGCCCUGAACGUGCACCCACCCUGCUGGCCUGUGACAGUGCACUGGCUCAGCCCCAACCUUGCUCCACAAUCAGAGCAUGCACCAGGAGUGGGGAGAAGCCAGGCAGCAGGAGCAGGCACUUCCAAGCCUGUGAGGGCAGGGGGACAUUCCAGGGCCCCCAAGAGUUCAGGGAUGCCUGAGUCUGCAACCGCAGUUUGGGCAGCUGCCGCUGUGCCCAGCAGCAGGCUCCUGCCUGCUCCCAGUCCCCCAAGAGCAAAGGGAGGCUCACAUCUGCAGCCACGGUUGGGUGGCUGAAGCCCUACUGGGAGGCCAGGGUCUACAGCCAUGGUUUGGGUGGCUGCAGUGGCACCAGGGGAGCUCCCACCCCAACUCAGAAGGGGCAGGGCUCCCACUUGUCCCUAGCUCCCACCGGCUCCAUGGAGGGUGCAGCCUUGGCUGCACCUCCCUGCUGCAGCCAGUGAUGGCAGUGGCAGUACGUCUGAAGUGGCCACUGCCAUCAGUAGCAUGGAAGUUAAGAGAGCAGGCUCUGGACCCAGACUGUCCGGAUUGAAAUCACAGUCCAAGUUCAGUGUGUCAGACAGGUUAUUUAAUCCCACUGAGCCUUAGCUUCCUCAUGUGUAAAAUGGUAUAACCAUAGGUUGUACGUCAUGAGGUUGAUGUUGGGAUGUAAUGAAUUAAUUUAUAUAAAAAGCUUAGCAGGCAACACACAGUAAAUACCCAAUAAGCACCAAGUAGCUAAUUUUACUAUCACAAAGGGAUAAAGGACAAAAGAGAAAUAGGUGGAGCAUGUUUCCUGCUUAUAAGGAAAACGACCACACCUACCACUGUAUAGACAGUGGCGCAGUGGAUAUCAGUCUCUAACCCAUCAGAUGAGUUUCUCGGUCUCAUUUGGAGAACAAUAAGAGACAGAGAGAAUAUGGAUGUGCUAUCAUCUGCCCCUCCCCUAACCCCUCCAGCAAGAAAGGGAUAGGAAUGUGUACCUCAUGUUCUGUAGAAACUUGAGGUGUUGAGAAUAAGAGCUCCCUCCCUACCAGAUAUCAGUGCAGUAGAAGGAAGCCAUAAGUAUUGCGCAGAAGAACUUCCCAGAAAACUCAGCUGCAAUCAUUGAAGGAGGCAUCUUUUAUGAUAGGUGGCACAUGAGGAAACUGGAAGUGAGGACUAUAAUGGUUCUUGGCUGUGGCUGCAUGCUAAAACCACCUGAGUACUUUAAAAAAAAAAAAGGGCUUCUUGGGUUUCACCUCGGGUCAAUUAAGAUAGAAUCUUUAGAAGUGGAGCCCAAGCAAAUGGAUUUUUUUUUUUUAAAGUUUCCCAAGUGAUUUAAUGUACAUUCCAAAUUGAGAAUAGAUGACGUGUUUCCCGAGGAAAUUGUCCCUCUCCAAGCAUUUACCAUUCAGACUUACUACAGAAGAUAUGUCUUCAGUCCAGGUUCUAAUUAUAUUUUCUUUGUAAAGCGUAAAGAAACUCAAAGACACACACACAAAAAAAAUGUGUGAGAAAACACUGAUACUGGACGUAGUCAUAACACUUGGUACUUCCUCAAUAACACACUUGAUAGCAAUUUCCUGCGUAAUCGUCUCUCUCACUGGCGUGUGAGGGCAGGGCAGCAGCUGUAACUAGUGAGUUCAUUUGUUUUCAUUUGCAAUGCUUAGCCAGUCCAGUCUCUGGCACCUAUCAAUCCCUCAGCAGGUAUUUAUUGAAUGAAAUUCUACAUACUUAAUGUUUGUAAAAGCAAACGUUUGUGUGGUUUUAGAGAUCAUUUAUUAUGUCUUGGCAUAUUACGGUAUGAAAUGAGUUUCAAGGACAUAAUUCUAAUUUAUAACAUUCAUUCCUUAUAAGUGUUUAACUUUUUGGGAUUCAACUUGUGAAUGUUAUCAAGGAACCAAGUAAGUCAUAAAGGAAGGGAGAGGCCUUCUGUAUGACAUCCUAAAAGGAAUUUAUCCCAUUUAUCCUUGUACAAAAGACAUUCGACAGCUUAAGAAACCUCCAACAGAAGUUUCAGAGAAGAAGCAAAAAUGUUCUUUUCACUGUUUCUUUUAUUUUUAAUAAAAAUUAAAGAUAUUUUAUUAAAACAUAUCUAUAAAAUCAGCUUUCAAUUAUGUCAGAAUGAAGAGGUCAGCAAUACUCCUCCACUAAAAAAAAACCAUACAACUGGGCAAAAUUGACAAAAGCAUCCAGGGAACUAGAAAUCUACUAGAGAUGGGCAGCAAGUUGAAAAGCUUCUAGAGAUUCAAGGAGAAACAGCAGAAGGCUAAUUCUUUCCCCCACCUCCCAUCAAGCUCAAUCAGCAAGAAUCGUAGUUUUCCAGUUUGGAGUUGGCCAAAAACCCAGUGGCUCUUCUGCCAGAGGAAAAAUACUUAUAAAUUUUUAAAUGUCAAUAUUUAGGGUCGAGAAGUGGCAUGAAGUCUUGUGACUUUGCACAUACUAAAAGUAGCAAACUCAGAAAUGAAUAGGGAAAGGCCACAGCUUUGUUAGCCCAAGGAUGCAGUCCCAGAGUGCAAACCAACCAGAGUGCUAAUGGGGAGAUCCUGGAAGGGUUGAGACAAGUUUUCCACAUACCCCUGGCUGACUGAGAAUACAAAAAAACUAACCCAGAAAAAGGAAAAAAAAAGGAGAAACAUAAGACUAAAAUCAAGUUGGGACAAAUAGAAAAUAAAUCACAAAAUGAUACACCUCAACUCAACUUUAACAUGCAUUAAAUAUUAGUGUAUUAAAACUCCAAAUAAAAGGCACAGAUGUCAAAAUGGUUUUUUGUUUUGUUUUUUUUCUUAAAAUUGUUUUGGAAAAAAGCGAAAUCAAGCAUAUGAUUUACAAGAGACACUUCUAAAUAUAAAAACAGUAAUAAUGAAAGUAAAUAGAUGGAAAAUGAUACAAUAGGAAAAUAUUUAGCAUAAGAAAACUAGACUGGUUCUAUUACUACAGCUGACAAAAACAAAUUCGAAGCAGAAAGUAUUACCAGAGAUAAAGUAGGAUAUCUCAUAAUAAUAAUAAAUGAAAAUUAAAUAUUCUUACCCGUUUAUGCCCCUAAUAACUGAGCUUCAAAAUGCACAAAGCAAAACUAACAAAUAAAGAAGUAAACAAAUCUCCAAAGUUGAAGCCUUAACACCUUCUUCUAAUAGCAUAGAACAAUUAGACAAGAAAUCAGUAAAGUUUAGAAGAUUUUAACAAAACUACAUACCUUUGCUUGACACUAAUCAGAACACUAUACCCAACCACUGCAGAAUACAUAUUCUUUUCAAGUGUACAUGGAACAUUUAUCAAGAUAAGCCAUAUUUUGAGCCACAAAACAUCUUUAUAUGUUUCAAAAAAUGGAAAUCUUAUAAAAUGUUAUCUGACCACAGAAACAACUAACUUAGAAAUCAGGAACAGAUACAUAUUUUUAGAAAAUCCUCAAACAUUUGGAAGUUAAACAAUGUAUCUCUAAAUAACCUUUGGAUCAAAGAAGAAAUAACAAAGGAAAUUAGAAAAUACUUUGAUGUGAACAAUUGAGAAAAUACAACUUAAAAAUUUGUAGGAUGUAGCAAAAGCAGUGCUUACAGAGAAACGGUAGCUAUAUAUACUCAUGUUAGAAAAGAGGCUUAAAACCAGUUAUCUAAGUUCCCACUUAAGGAAGAUACAGAAGAAAGGCAAAGUAAAACCAAAGUAAGUAGUAGGAGAGAUGUUUUAACAUAUACGAGAGCAGAAAUUAAUGAAACAGAAAGCUUAAAAUGAUAGAGAAAAUUGACAAGAACAAAAUUUUAUUCUUUGAAGAGACUGGUCAAAAAAGAGAAAUCACAAAUUAUCAACAUCACGAACAAGAGAGGGUAUCACUAUAGUGGAAGAGAGAAUGUCACUAUAGAUGUUACAGGCAUUAAAAGGAUAAUAAAGGAAUUUUUGAAAACUUUAUGACAGUAAAUAUGAUAGCUUAGAUGAAAUGGAAAAAGUCCUUGAAGCAGAAUUUACCAAACGAUAUACAAUGAUAAAUAGAAAAUCUAUAUAUCCUUGUAUCUAUUAAGUAAAUUGAAUUUGUUAUCAAAAACAUUCCCAUAAAGAAACAUCCAGGCCCAGGUGGUUUCAGUGGUGAAUUCCAUCAAACAUUUAAGGAAGAGAUAAUGCCAAUCUUAUACAAACUCUUUCAGAAAAUAUAGAGGAAACACUUUGCAUCACAUUUUAAGAGACCAGUAUAAUCAUAUCAUCUGAAGAGAUAAGAAAAUAAGGUUACAGGUCUAUAUCAUGAUUACAAUUGCAGUGUUGGUGGUAUAGUGGUGAGUAUAGCUGCUUUCAGUGAUUAUGAAUGCAAAAGUCAUUAAUGAAAUAUGACCAAAACAAAUCCAGAAUUCCAAAAAAGAGAGAGACAGAGUAUUAUUCAGGACAAAGCACAUUUAUUCCAAAGAUGCAAGGUUAGUACAGCAUUAGAAAUAUCAAUGUAAUUCAACAUAUUAAUAGAAAAAAGAUAAAAAGCAUAUGAUCUUAAUGGAAAAAUUAACACAGUUCUACACUCAUUCAUGUUUAGAAAUUCUCAAAAAACUAGGAUAAAAAGGAACUUCCUCAACUUGACAAAAGCAUCUAUAAAGAUGACAGCUAGCAUCAUAGCUAAUGGUGAAAUAUUGAAUGUCCCCCACAAGGAUAUCUACCCCCACCACACUGCUAUUUAAUAUUGUAUUAAUCGUUCCAACUAAUGCAAUAAGAAAAGAAAAAAAGCAUAAAGAUCAGAAAAGAAGAAAACUGUCUUUCUUUGCAGAAAACAUAAUUAUUUACAUUGAACAUCCUCAGUAAUACUAAGGAAUAACUACUAGAACUA